CUGUCAGCACCCGGAAGUUGACGCUGUGUUGUCAGUAGAAACAGGAUGUUAUCGGAGCUGCUGUAAUUCAAAAGAGCACCAUGGGGAACACUGAGAGCGUGGUGGUGCAGAAGCGGCUGGCCCGCUUUCGCCCCGAAGAGCGGCCUGUGGUCGAGGGGGUGUUCGACAGGCUCCAGGGGGAUGCUGGGGGUUCGGCAGGAGCCUCCCAGAAAACACCAGCAGGAAAGAAUCUAACGCUUGAGAUGCUGCAGUCCUCACUGGGCAGCCUGGCCCCAGACUCCAUGAUAAACAGGCUCUACCAGUGCAUGUGCAGCAUCGAGCCAGGACUGGCGACGCCUGCAGCCGCUGGGAAGAUGAGCACCUCUGCUGCAUCUGGAGUCGGUCGUGAGCAGAUGGUCAUCUUCCUGGCAGACACCCUGCGGGGAACUGCAGAGGAACGGGCUCCUCUUGUCAUGUCCAUGUCCCGUCGUGGGACGGAGGCGGCAGUCACGUGUGAGCAGGUCGCAGAGUUCCUGCAGGACCUAAUCUCUGCUGUAGUUCAGAUUCUGGUCCACAGAGGGCGCCUGCAGGGCUGGAAGCCAGAGAGAAUGGGUGAUGUCUCCCAGGGCGUCAAACUCCUGGCGGAGCAGAUGUGUUCUGAACUCAAACCUGCAGACGAAGGUUGUGAUGUCUCCUGUCUGGAGGACUGGAUCUUCAGGGUCUCCCAGGUAUCUCUGUACCUGGAGAUGCUGGUCGCUGAGGGCCUGAACGUGUCUCUGAGUGGACGGCCGGCCCCCACCCUGCUGCCUCCCUGCAGGGAGACGCCCUGGAAAGAUCUCAAGUGUCUGCUGGACCUUCCCACCAUCAUGUUUCUGGCACCACAGUUGCCAGACAGCUACAGCGCCCCCUGGAGACUUGUAUUUUCCACACAGCUGCAUGGGGAGAGCUUCACCAGGAUGGUGAGCGGCCUGACGAAGCACGGGCCGACUCUGCUGCUGGCCAAAGACUCAAAGGGACACACCUUCGGGGGCUUCGCCUCCCACACGUGGGAGGUCAAACCUCAGUUCCAGGGUGACUCCAGAUGCUUCCUGUUCACUGUGUUCCCCAGACUGAGAGUUUACACAGCCACAGGAUACAACCAACACUUCAUGUAUCUCAACCAGAAUCAGCAGACCAUGCCCAACGGACUGGGUAUGGGUGGUCAGCAUGGCUACUUCGGCCUGUGGCUGGACUGUGAUUUUGGCCGUGGUCAUAGCCGUGCACGACCCAAGUGCACCACCUACGGCAGCCCUCAGCUGUCUGGAGAGGAGGACUUCACCCUGGACUCAGUGGAAGUGUGGGCGGUCGGAAAACCCCCGGAACCAGAGGAGGAUGAGGAGGCGAACAGAAAGAAGAAGAGCGUCCUGGAUUCAGACCUCGAGGUCAAGGCCAUGAUGGAGAUAUCAGGGAAGACUCUGCACAGUCAGGGCCUCAGGGAGCCGGAGGAGGACGACGAGCAGUGAGGGACAGGAAGACAGAGCUAAACUAAGCUAAGCUAAGCUAGUACGCGGUCUGCAAAGUGGGAGUGGCCUCAGUCGACCAGAGAGCACAGAAUCCACAUCGUCACCUGAAGAUCUAAAUUAAAGACACUAUGGAUUAUACAUAAACGUGUGUGUGUGUGUGUGUGUGUGUGUGUGUGUGUGU
Paralichthys olivaceus (Japanese flounder) is the source of this 1662-nucleotide messenger RNA. It is a transcript of the gene meak7, whose product is annotated as MTOR associated protein, eak-7 homolog. The record is from RefSeq and is a predicted model, not a curated record. Gene Ontology annotation, biological process: TOR signaling. Lineage: Eukaryota; Metazoa; Chordata; Actinopteri; Pleuronectiformes; Paralichthyidae.